Messenger RNA from Hermetia illucens (black soldier fly), 497 nucleotides. RefSeq lists its product as uncharacterized. The transcript is spliced from 2 exons. The record is from RefSeq and is a predicted model, not a curated record. Gene Ontology annotation, molecular function: chitin binding. NCBI's taxonomy places the organism in Eukaryota, Metazoa, Arthropoda, Insecta, Diptera, Stratiomyidae. The coding region runs from base 47 to 418 and encodes 123 amino acids.
CAAAUUAUAUUACUCUUGAUUAGAUUCUUGAUUUUAUGGUCGUAAUAUGCAAUGCGAAAAUAUAUAUAAAAAGGUGAAUUUUGCCCGUUGGAUUCAGUCAAAAAGUUUAGAAUCUUUCAUGAAGAUGAAGCUGAUUAUCUUACUGGUUUUCCUGUGUGGUUGCUGGGCUGCAAGUUUUGACGGGGAAUGCGAAUAUGAUCACGGGGAUGGCCAACCGGGAUGCAAGACAGAGGAGGAAUUAGGACGUUUGUGGAGAAAUAAUUGGGAUCCUACUGCCUAUUGGCAGUGUGAAGAAGCCAAUCAACCUGCUAAAUUGGUUCGAUGCCCAGGACUGGCUUUCUCACAAAAUGAACAAGAAUGUGUGGAUUGGAGUUCCUGGGAGUGGACACCACCCUGCGAUCCACCUUCAAAACCUUAGUUAAUUUUGAAAUGGACAGCAUACAAUAUAUAUGUGCAUAAUGCAUUUAUGAGUAAUAAUAACUGAAAAUUGCAAUGAA